Messenger RNA from Pomacea canaliculata, 9826 nucleotides. Its product is annotated as protein KIAA0100-like. The record is from RefSeq and is a predicted model, not a curated record. Lineage: Eukaryota; Metazoa; Mollusca; Gastropoda; Architaenioglossa; Ampullariidae. The transcript has 59 exons. The coding region runs from base 1581 to 8066 and encodes 2161 amino acids.
UCAUAUAAUUGUGAGAGAGAGAGACUGGUCUAUAAAAAGAGUCGACAUGUUUGCGUUCCUUGGAAAACAAAGGCACAUCAGGGUCGCCCAGCUGUCGAGUUUCUGAGCUAGCAGAAAUGGGCGCGAGCUGAUCUCACCGCACAACAUGCAAGCAGCACUGCCACUUCUAUCUCUCUGCCUCCCAUCCCCUCACCUCACCCCCAGCCUGCCGGUUGCGGCCAAGAUCGCUCGUGCAGUCGUCGUGUAAACAACCUUAGAGUGCGCCGCCGCCACUGCGCGCACGUUCACAUGGGACUUCCGGGGCCAGCGCUGUCAGCUGUUGCAGCGUGUGUGCUUGGCUUUGCAAACAUCAUCGUCGGAGGUUGAAGUGCCUCGCGCGCUAGUCUAGCUAACAGCUGUAUGUCAGAUCUGUUUUGGGAUCGCAGACGCGCCUCCCUUUCUCUUGUCGCCUGCUUCCCUGCUCGCUCUUCACGCGAAUUCUCGCAAUGUCUCGCAGCGUCCAUGUUGUGUGUUUGACUUGCACAGGGCUCUGCCACUCAACAUAAUCAAGUGUCAAGAUCUUAAUUCGCUGCUCUUCCCAAACAUGUCUUCUCCAGGCUGCGGUCUUGCGAAUGCACUAGCUAGCGGUGCACGCGGCCGGAUCAAAGAAGAGCGAGCGCGUGCAGCAGUCUCCGCGCUGUCGCCGGUUAGCUGCCGGAAAUUGGCCGGGUCUCAGGCCGUCGGAGCGCUCUGACAAAAUUAGUGUGACAGCGUUUGACGUCAAGCGACCUUAAAAAACGAAAAGAAAACCAAGAAGUUAUGCCGCCAGGAAAUGUUUUUGUCAACUACUCCAUGUUUUGCAUUGAGUAAAAAAGAAAAGCAGAAGCUAUGCCGCCAGAAAAUGUUUAAUGAACUUCUCCAUGUUUUGCAUUGAGUAUCGUCAUCGCUACAUUCACAUAAAUAAAAAAAAACAACACUUCGCCCAAGCAGAUCUGUCAACUCAUGAACUGUUCAGGCGCUGUGUAAUCCAACACAUAUUGUCGCUAACUUAUGCAAAAAAAAAAAAAAAAAAAAAAAUCAUUACAAUACCAAGGUUUGCACCACUGCUGUCUCCUAUUCCCUUUCCAUGCCUUAAGGUGCUCAUAAAUUUUUUCUCCGGUGAAGGUGCCCACAGGGUACCUUUAUGUACGAGAAGGGAAAUACAAUACACUUAAUAUUUUUUUUAAUGACAAAAAUUACCACUGCGGACAACUUGGCACAUUCAUGGAAAGGAUAUUAUACAGAAGUAAGCUGAUUAUCUUGGCAGAGAGCCAAGAUAGCGUUUUAGCCUUUGGUUUGUUCAAACAUUAAAAAGGGCAAGAAAGCGACCCACAGUAACCGUCUUCUUACACUCCAGUUUAUCAACAGAAACGCAGUGAAGCUUGCGGGUUGAUAUUUUCUUUGAAUAGGAGAUUGACCGAAUAUGGCUGUCCAGCUCCUUUCUGAAUCCAGACAUAAGAAAGCCGCUGGUUUUAUGUGUGCAAGACAUCCGCAUACAGACCACAGGACAUGUACAACAGCAUGCCGAAACAGACCAGAUUGGUCCAAGAGGAGAGAACUCUAUGGGCAGCACAGGAGGGGGCACAGAUCGGCUGCAGAAUAUUCUUGUCAAAGGGCUUUUUAUUGGACAGUUCUUUGGAGUGAGGAUCCAGAAUUUGACGGUGGUUCUCCUGAAGUCAAUGAUUCCAGACAGCCUUGUUCAUGUAACUGCAGGAGAAAUACUUCUGGACAUCACAAUUUAUAAUGAAAAUUACGUCAUGAAGACCAACCUCAGCUCUGUUCUUUUCAAGGCUUUGAGAAGUGCACCAGGGGAAGCUGAUGCUCAGAAUUGCCUGGCAGAGUUGUCUGUCACAUUACAAAUGGAGGCAAGAUCUGACACUACCAAACCUCUUCAGUUAACAACUCUGAAGUGGCAAGUUCUAAAGCCACAGAUGAUGCUGACAGAAGGUUUUCUUCAAAACUUACCCAAGUCUCGAUCUUCAGCAGCUGAAGUAGAGAGCAGCGUUCAAGACAUUGAUGAUGACGAGCUAUUUCGCACUGUGGAUGGACCAGGCAUAUCAGGAAAGCUUGCCAUACUGGGUCAAUUGAGAGCUUUCAGUUUCGAAAUCUUGGACUUGGAUGUGAAAAUUGUGAGAGAAACAAAGCAGAGAAGUCUUGCAGUGUCUUUGAAACAGUUCCAGGUGUGUCUUACCAGUUCCUUGACAGCUCAUCAUCUGCUUGAUUUUAGCUUUACUUUGUUAUUGGAGGAAUUCCUAACAAAAUCCCCCCAAGCACAGUUUGCAGAACUUAGUAAGAUCAGAAUAAAAACAGAGAGAUUCUGCUCUUUUAACUCCAUUGUGGAAGACAAUGUUGCCUGUUUACAAAAUCUCAUGCAGUCUUUCGGACUGUCUUCUAUAAGAGAUACUGUUGAGAUGACAGUGAAGAUCUACAAUGGUUUUUUCCAUUAUCACCAUGAAGAAGUGCAGUAUUGGUCAGCUGUGUUCUGGCGAGUUUCUAAAAGGGACAACCCUCCUGCUGUUGUCAGGCAAAGAUCACCAGAAAAGCUUUUCAUCAAAAGUUCUCCAUGGUUAGCUUGGCUACAUGAGCGAAAAACCAAUGUCAUUCUCGACAUGACACAACUGUCAUCUGCCAUCUCUUCAGCUGCCUGCACAGGCUUGCAUUUGCAGCUUUCGCAAGCCAGGAUAUCAGCUUCUCUGAAGGCUGCACUAGGAGUUGAAAACCCAAGUACACUGGCUACAGCCUUUGAUAUCAGUUUGGAAAUUGAGGUACAGACUGUUUGGUGCUGCCACCUGGAGGCUAAAAUUCCAGAAGAGGAGGUCAUUAGCCCAGUGCAUCAUUGGGAUCAUGUCCUAUAUCUAGCUUUGCUUAUUUUGAAGGUUCAGAAACUUGGCCAUGAAGUGCGGAUGGAAGCUUUGGAAAAUAAUCUCAGCUUAGAAUGGUCAACAAAGACAUAUGAAGUUCUGUCACAGCUUAUUACUGCUGUUAGUCGCCCUCGAUCCUCAGCAUCCCAGUUUAAUGAAUCCAUACCGCUUGUUCUAAACUCGACUUUGGACAGAACACUAUUGUUAGAGUCAUCAGGUGUGCAGUCAGGAGCUAACGACCAGGUGAUGGUGGCCAGGGAACAAAACCUGGUAGAGGAGGAGAGGGGGAAGCCAUUGCCGUCUAAUAUUGCUAGUCCUAUGUGGCAUGUCUCGCUCAUGCUUGAUGUCUCCGACAUCAAUUUGUUCAUCUGUGAUAGUGCUGGAGUAUGCACAUUACUUCAUGUGAAAAGCAUUGCUGUCCAGCAUAUGCCCUACCAGUCUUCACUCUCCCUGGAUGUCUUCCGAAUCUUGUACUUGAAGUAUAGUGGCAAGUCUCUGUCUAUGCAUCGAGUGAAUGAAGCUUCUUCGGUGUUACAUAUUCAUGAAGUCAAGGCCAGUUACACAGAAGGCAAAAGGGAGUUGCGAAUCCAUAUUCUGCAAGAGUUAACGUUCAAAUGGACAAUGAGUGCCCAUAUGUGUGUACUGCAAGGAGUGCAGAAUAUGGUGGCUGUGGUAGACAAAGCACACCCAUCUCAAAAGGAUAAGCUUGGGAUUAGUGCACCAAAAAAGAUGUCAGCAACCGAGCAUCAAAGACAUUUCACAAUCAAUGUUCUUGUUCAUGCAGACAUUCACUUGUCUGCUCAGCUGUCGAGGAACCACAGGUUAUCGUUACACACACACAGUCUUCUGGUCACAGCAACGUUGCCAGAUAUUGUCAUGGAAGUGCGCAACUUUACUGUCAAAUGUGAUGGGAACAACAUCUUGUCAGUGCAAGCAUUUCAGUUGGAGACACUUUCCUUUGGUCACCUACAGCAUGAGAGAGAAGGUUUUGAAAACCUGAGUCAGUCAGUCAACAGAGGCUGGGGAUUGUCCUGUGAGAGUUUUGAUAUCAUUUUCCCUUACAAGUACAACUUUGCAGCUUGCUAUGAAGAGAUCAUGAACACUGUCAAGUGGCUGAAACUUGUCCACAAGAUCAAAAAGAAGCCAUUCACUGUGGACAGCCCCCUUCCACCUGACAUUAAGAUCAAGGCCAAGAUGUUGUCCAUUGAGGUAUGCGAUGAUCCUUUUGAAGUGAAGAUUGGUCUGAAUUAUGAGCUUCUGAAGGAUGAAGUGAUGGAAAGUAAGAAGAGAACAGAAGUGAUGGACACCAAACUGGAGCAACUCCUGAGGACUAAAAAUAUCCCUGUUUCCAAAAGAGAAGAACUCUAUGCUUCGCUGUACAAGAAGAGUUCAGAGAUCUACAUUCAACGUUCCCGCCAGCUGUACAGCAAUGGACCAAUCAGAAAGCAGCUUCUAACAUGGCUGAUGGAAGACCUUGAAAUUGUGGCCUUGGCAGAUAUAUCCUACCAUGGUCGAGAAAAUGUCAUUAAAGUUAUGAAAGAGAUAGACAGGGACAGCCCAGGACCCACAGAUGACAUGGAUUUUGUAACAUUAUGGUGUCGGUCUAUCAAGUUUAGUGUAAAACACUGGUCUGUAUCACUUCGUGAUUUUCCACAACCCAUGAUUGACAUCACCAAUAUGCAUAUGUGGGGGCGACUUGUUGGAGCUGAGCGAGAGGGCACCAGGAGAGCCAAGCGAACAUGCACACUUGAACUUGACUCACCGUGGGGCAACAUGCAAGUGGAAAGGAACCUGCCAGCUUUGAAAUUUUUCCAUGAUUUCAGCAGUGACGUCACAUCGUUAACUCUGGCCUAUGGUGUAUGUUGGGAACCGGCUGUGGCGCUUUUCAACCUGUCUAUGGAUCUCAUCAGCAGGCCAUCAGUCGACCCCAGCAAACCUCUCCCUUUUUGGGAUAAGAUGCGUUUGCUUCUUCAUGGUCGACUCACCAUGGCUGUGGAACGCAAUAGUUGGCUGUAUCAUGCUUCACUGGAUCCAUACAAUAAUACUGAGCUGAUGGACUGGACGUGGUCACAUCUUGUGCUGGACUGGACUAAUGGCCAAUUUGUUUUGAAAGGAGACUUGGACAUUUCUCUUCGAACAGCUUCCAAAUACAAUGAAAGCAAGCUGCUUCAUCUCCCAAAUCUCCGGUUUUGUGUAGGUCUGGAAUGGCUGUGCCUUGGAGAUGCAAACGACCAUCACUCUGUCAUGCCAUGUGCACCAGAUAAAGUGCCUGACUUCUCCCUAGAGGAGCAUGACUCAUUUCGUGCCUUUCGAUCUCAACAUCUGAACCUAGAUCUCAGCCUGAAGACAAAGCCCGUACCAGCAAAUGCCAGUGAUGUUCCAUCAGCUCCUGAGUUCUAUGCUAGCUCUCUACGUUUCUUGGAAAAAAUCAAGCAAUGCAUGUUUAGUGUAACCCGACCAGUACGUCGUGGAAAUCUGUUUGGAAUUACUUCUGUACGCAAACCUCAGCUUACCAGGCAUUACAGAAAGAUCCGCAUUUCUGUUGACUUCCACCGCUUUAUCAUUUGUCACUGGAUGUCCAAUGCAAAAAAACAUGGAGCAGAACUGGUUGCAGACUCUUUUGCUUUGCGAAUGUGCAAUCGCCUGACACUGGUUCCUAUUGAAGAUGGCUUGCUUCAUCGUCCUCGUGCUGAUUGGAGCAUUAAAUAUCUGAACUGCUGUUUGGGAACAACCCAGAUCUUCUUGUGUCAAGAGUCCAGACCAAAUGAGUCCAGUUCAUCUUCAGGAGUGCCAGUUGAUCGAAGCUUUUUUCUCAGUGUCUUAAAGAUCUCCUACCAAAGAGCUGACAGCCGUAAAGCUAAACCAGGGAUAGAAAUUGACCCAGAACAGGCCCACAAGACCCCAAGACACAGUAUAGCUAUUCACGAGAUGCGUGGAGCCUGGAAUGAGGCCAACCGUGCAGUAGUGUUGGGACUUUAUGACAGCUACAUGAAAGCACAAGCACUUCGACGGAACUUGUCUUCUGAAGUCCUGAAAGGGUUCAAGGUGGACAAUGCUCAGAGCAAUGCAAUGAAAAACCGCUCGUUCUCCCUGAACAGUCCAGAAAAUGAGUCCAGCUCUGACCCAACAUCACCAAGUCCACUCAGCAAACUGCAGACUGGCCACGCCCACUCCAUGCUUUUGAAGCUGAUGUCAGAAUCUGACAGCAAAUCUGUUGCCUUCACAGAUGAGACUUCUAAUACUAACAUGGAGCUGUUGCAUGGGGUCAAAGCCUGUCGACCAAUCAACAUCCUCUCCACUAGCUGGCUGAUUGAACUUCACAACAGUCAGGUGAUAGUAAAAGGCUGUGAAACGCCAGGCUUUCUUAUCAUCAGUGCUGCCAGGGCAAAGGUCAUUUCAUAUAUCCACAUGCCCAUCUGGCGAUCCAGUCAGCUUCGCAGCAAGUCCACCUGGACUGGCACUGUGGAUUGCAUGCAGUAUUAUGCAACUGUUGAUCCUGACUAUGUUCUGAAUGAUGAUACCAUCCCCUGGUUGUCACGUGAGAAUGUGGAGGACAGGUCAACCACAAGCUUGACUGGCCUGCCAGAGAUGGUCAGCAGUGGUCAGAGUGUGGGUAGCGUGGUGUCCAGCACUGUACCUGCCGCCAUGUCUACUUCAGCAGAGCAGAAGAAUCCCUCAGGUGAGCAAACUGUGCAGCUACAGCGCAUUAUCCACAGGUGCAGCUGCAAGUUUUAUUAUGCCAACUAUGGAGAUGUGGACCCUAACUCAUUUUUGGAUCUACCUUUGCCUCCAACAGAGGACUGGGAUGUGAUGACUGAAGAAGAGGGUGUGGACACCUUUACGUUACUGCAUGAGAGCCUGCAUGCGUAUUCCAACUCUGUGCAGUAUUCUGUCAUCAUGGAUAUUGUCAACAAUCUUCUUUUGUACGUAGAACCAAAGAAAAAAGAGGCCAGCGAAAAGCUUCAGAGCAUGAGGUUUAAGUUACAGCUGUCGCGUGAAGACCAGAAAACUCCAAUACUCCAGCUCCAAGAGAUAGUCAGGGAGCGUGUACAAGACUUGAGAAAACUGGAACGAGACUUUUAUGUUGCCAAAAUGAAUAGUGAGGAAGAACGGAUGGAGGAUUUAGAAGUUCAAAUGGAGGAUGUGAAAAACUGGAUUAACACCAAGAACGAGGAGCUUUCCAUGAGGAUAAGCUGCUUCAAUGAGAGCCAGCUGCAGAUGAAGGCCCAGAUGAAGGUUGAAAAAGCUCAACAAGCCCAAGUAGCACGGCGCAAUGAAGUUUGUUUCAAAUAUGCCAAAUGGCGUCUGACAGAGAGGGAUGGGCAUUGUGGGAUUGCUGAAACAGAGCUCCGGAACUUUGUAUACACUAAAGCAAACAGGGAUGACAACACGUGGACACAUCAGUUGGAACUUGGCUGGCUGAAAAUGGAGAAUCUUCUGAGAGACAGUUUCUACCAGAAAGUAUUGAUGCCCCGAGACCCACUUGAUCAGGAUGGGGAGAACAGGCAAAUGUUGUUGAGGAUAUUUUGCAGUGAGCGCCCUCCAGUGGGAGGCAUCUCAGUGAAGGAACAUUUCGAGGUGAAUGUAGCUCCCAUACAGAUCCAAAUGACAUACCAGCUGUACAAAGCGGUCAUGCAGUAUUUCUUUCCUGAUAAGAACAUCGAGGUGGACGAUGAUGAGGAGAUGGAAGGUGGAAAGAAAAAAGGGGAAAAAAAAUCUUCGAAGAAAGAAAAAGAAAAGGAAACACAGCCAUCUCUGAAGAAGACACACUCCUUCAGCAGUGCUGAUGACAUCAACAAAAUGAGGGAGAGAGCUGCUAAAAACAACACGUUUCUGUACCUCAAAAUCCCAGAGGUGUAUGCAAGGGUUAGUUACAAGGGAGAGAAAGAGAAGAACAUUGAAGACGUUCAUGACUUCAAUUUUGUCUUCCCAACUAUCGAGUACCACAACUGCAUUUGGACUUGGUUCGACUUUUUCAUUGUCUUGAAAAAUGUAGCCAAGCGAGUGGUACUCUCUCAGGCCAUCAAACAGAAGCUGCACAUGAGGCCACGGCUGACUGAUGAGACUCCCGUGACAGAUGUCCAGGAGGAGCAGGACAAAGCCAAGAUGCUACUUGGUGCAAAGUUGCUGUAUGGUCAAGACAAGCCAUCCAAAAAAGGUUUUUUCACCAAGUCUCAUAAAUCCUAAAAAUCAGGAAAUUGGGACUGCUCUGUCUGUGAUAUUGGCAAAUAGAAUUUUGUGUCUGCAAGUGUGAACUGUCAGAUAACUUGAUGCCAAAUGAAACAUGAUGCCAAUUGCAAGAUUCUGUUUGCUUGAAUGAGCUUCAAGACUUUAUAAAGUAUAUGUGUUAUGGAUGGAAUAUAUUGGGGUAAACAAGAUCACCAGAUUCUAGUCUCCUGCAGAAUAAAUCGCUGAUCAUGCAAUGUUUGUAUGAGUCUGCUUAUGGCGCUGGUCAAGAUGUUUUAGAGGUGGGUGUAUGUUCGGUUGUCAUGUUGUACCUUAUUGCAUGAAAUGUAUUUUCCCAUAUAUCUCCCUCAAAGGGGAAAGCUAAAGAUGGAUAAUAACACUGUUAUUGCCUUAUCUGCUGCGACAUUCAAGUAAGCCUACCACACUAUUAAUUUUAAAAAACAUGACCGUAAAUAAAACAGUAACUACCUGGCAAUGUAUAGGUGGAGUUUGAAACAGAAAUGAUUUUUAAAAUUUGUGCUUGUAUUUCAGAUGUUAUAAAGCUUAUUUUUGUACAAAUUGAAAUAUUGUUUGAGGUGCUGAUCUUAAAAACAAGUAUUGUAUACCACAUAGCUUUGUAUUAGUGCACUUAUAACUUUGUUUGGAUUUGUCAACCAAGUUAAAGAAAGCCUUGUGCUGGUUAGUGCAUUCAACAUGAACAAAAUGUCACUUCAAACCUUUCCCAGGUUGGUUCUGAAAAAAAUACCAUCAAACCACGAAACCCAGCAUUUGGGUAACUGGUUUAUAGCAAGGAAGACUAAAGGCAGCAGGACUCUGCCCUCCACAUGCCAUGCUAUAGCAUGAACCACAGCAGUGACUAGGCUUUGGGCCAUAUAUUUACAAUGUCAGUAGAUAUGUACCACAGAAAAUUGAUAUAGGUAGUUAAGUGUGUUUUGCUAAGUAGAACAAGAUUUCUAGCUUGAUUAACCCUCAGUAAUGGAAAAAAAUACAACUGUUUUCCUUUUGUAGAUGUGUAUCACAUUUAUUUAUUGCAUGUUUUUGUGUGCAUCCUAACCUUUUACAAAUAAUUUGUUUAGAAGCAUUCCUUUUAAAAAAUAGCUCCACUGUUGACAUUAUGGAUUAAACCUUUUGGAUAUAAAGAUAUCAUGAUGCAGUUUUAUUAGUGGCAAAUUAUUUACCACAUAUAUCAGCAUAAGAGGUCUUUUUUUAAAUUGCAGGUUUGUACAUAAUAGGUAUUUAUUUAUUUUCCAUUUGUUCCACAUUGAGAUUUGUAUUUUUUCUGAGUGCUUCCUUUACAACAGUUUUGAAGAGAAAUUCACUGCCCAUGUUGGGCUUGCUGGUGCUUAUUAAAACAAAUACUAUAUACUAUAUUUUGGAGGCAUUAAUUUUAGUCUGCUGGAUAUAAGUAUACACACAAGGCUUAAUUUUUUUUCUUUCCUUUUUUUUUUUUUAAAGGAUGCCCAGUUCUACUAAUUCUGUGCUGGCCAUUUUUUCUUUGUUGUUGUUGCGGGUGGACUUGCUUCUGCAGUGUAUAUUCACAGCAGUACUGCUUCUCUCGGCAAGCCAGUGAACUUGUACUUCUACACCGCUAGGCACAGCAUCCAAGAUCAAGUGAAGCCCAACUGGUGUGGGUCUAUGCUAAACAAAGUUGUAAGAGUGAUUUUUUUAUGUAUUGUUACCUCAUACUUUUACAUUGGAUGCUCUUUCACAGAAUUAAAAAAAAUGCACUGCAAGUUUCUGAAUCCCAAAACACACUGAUA